Anopheles nili is the source of this 259-nucleotide messenger RNA. Its product is annotated as COX assembly mitochondrial protein 2 homolog. Gene Ontology annotation, cellular component: mitochondrion. The coding region runs from base 20 to 259 and encodes 79 amino acids. The record is from RefSeq and is a predicted model, not a curated record. The transcript has 2 exons. Lineage: Eukaryota; Metazoa; Arthropoda; Insecta; Diptera; Culicidae.
UAAAAACAAUCGUAAAGUGAUGCAUACUGACCUAUCUCCGCAUUUACAUUCGGCCGAAUGCAAUGAAAUAAUCGAUCAGUUGAAAAAGUGCCAUUCUGAGAAUAAAUUCAUCAAAUUUCUUGGAGUGUGUAAUGAUCUGGACCGCCAAAUGAUAGUUUGCCUACGGAAUGAAAGGAAAACUCGCCAAAAACUAAAUCGGGAAAAGGCCCUGGAAAAGCAGAAUCGUGUACAACAGCUGAUGAGAGAACAGCAAGGAUAA